AUGGAAGAGCAGGACCCAGGAGGACCUGGGCUUGGAGAGAGAGCACGGAAGGACUCCAAUCUCAUCCAUGCUGGGAGAGGUGCUGCAUCCUGGGAGAGAGCCGUGCCAGAGAUUUGGGGUCAGGAGCCCCUGGACUCAGAAGUACUUUGCCGACGCUUCCGGCAGUUCUGCUACGGUGACACCGACGGGCCCCGAGAGGUUUGCACCCAGCUCCAUGGACACAACCACUGGCUGAAGCCCAGAGAGAAACUCCAAGAGAUCCUGGACGGAGUGAUCUUGGGCGGUUCCUGCCCCUCCACCACCAAUGCAAGGCUGGGUCAGAGGAUGUGGGCAGGAGAGCAGCUCCCCAGCGGUGGCCCUGGCGAGGUUUCCUCCCUGAGUCAGGCGAGGAAGAGCAGAGCAGAGGUGGGUGGGGGCUUCUGCUCUUCCAGGUGGAAGCUAAGUUGGAAAGAGCUCAUGGAGGAGGCAGGGCCAAACCCAGAAUGUGCCCCAGAUGCCCUCUCACCUGGAGGAGUAGCGUGUCUUUCUCAGAAGGCAGAGUGGGGCGUUGCUGGAUCCAGACCAGAAACUCUUCUGAGGGCGUCAUGCUGGGGAGCUUCUGAGGAUGCGUGGCCUCUCUGGAACGCACCUAUAGAGGAGAUGGUUGCAGGAAACGAGGGGCUCUCUGUGGGAAAAGACCAGGAUGAUGUUUCUGAAGGAAAGGUUGGGGACAGAGACCGACCACUGAGGCAGGAAGGUAGCCAUGCAGACCAGACGGCAGACAAGUCCGUUCCGUCCCAAGGAGGAUGCUUCUGUGAAAGUCCAGUCCAAGAAGAAAGAUCAACCGAAAGAAGGAGGAACGAAUGUCUUUGUUCUAACCAGAGACUCUGCUCCAGGGAAAACAGAAGUGAAAAUCUGGCCUUCGGGAAGACCUUCAGUAAGAACAUCACUUUUAUUUCUGAGAGGCAAAUUCACUUAGAAGAAAAAUUAUACAACUUCCUGAAGUGCAGAAAGAUCUUCAAGCAGAAAUCAGCCAUUUCAUCACAUCAGACUCAAUCAGCAGGGGGUGAGCGGUGGAAUGAAGGUGAUGAGACAGUGCUAAAUAAAGUCCAGAACGAAGAUUUGGAAGGAAUCGCCAGGAAUCGAGGUGGACUUAAUAAGCAGAAAGGAAGUCCCAUGAUGGAUAAUAGGGAAAAACCUAUUUCAUGCCAAGGGCAGGAUUUCAGUGAACUAAUCCAAACAGCAGAGGAAGCACAUAAGUGCUUGGAAUGUGGGAUGACCUUCUCAGAUCAAAGCCAAUAUGAGCUCCAUCUGCAAAUGCACAGUGGAAAGAAGACCCAUCAAUGCUUGGAGUUUGGAAAGAAUUAUGUUUGCAGAACAGAGCUACCUAGCCAUCAAAGAACAUAUAAAGAAGAGCAACCUUACAGCUGCGCAGACUGUGGCAAAAGCUUCUCAGGACAAUCAGAUCUUUCUCAAAACCAUUGUGGGACUCAUUCAGGAGAGAAUCCAUUUAUCGGCAUAGAGAGUGGAAAGGCCUUCUCUGGUAUAAGAAAGAGUAAUGUACAUUUUCCAAAGCAUAGUAUAAUAAGGACACAUAAAUGUUUUUCGUGUGGAAAGUUCUUCAGCUGCAAAUCAAAGCUCCUGGUGCACCAAAGAACUCACACAAAGGAAAGGCCUUUUGAAUGCUCAGAGUGUGGAAAGAGAUUCAGUCACAGUAGCGCUUGUCAAAAUCAUCAAAGGACUCACACAAAGGAAAGGCCUUUUGAAUGCUCAGACUGUGGAAAGAGAUUCAGUCAGAGUAGCAAUCUUCAACAGCAUCAAAGAACUCACACAAAGGAGACACCUUUUGAAUGCUCAGAGUGUGGAAAGAGGUUCAGUGGGAGAAGCACUCUUAAACAGCAUCAGAGAACUCACACAAAGGAGAGACCUUUUGAAUGGUCAGAGUGUGGAAAGAGGUUCAGUGGGAGAAGCACUCUUAAACAGCAUCAGAGAACUCACACAAAGGAGAGACCUUUUGAAUGCUCAGAGUGUGGAAAGAGGUUCAGUGGGAGAAGCACUCUUAAACAGCAUCAGAGAACUCACACAAAGGAGAGACCUUUUGAAUGCUCAGAGUGUGGAAAGAGGUUCAGUGGGAGAAGCACUCUUAAACAGCAUCAGAGAACUCACACAAAGGAGAGACCUUUUGAAUGGUCAGAGUGUGGAAAGAGAUUCAUUCAGUGUAGCCAUCUUCAAAAACAUCAAGGAACUCACACAAAGUAAAUUCUGUGUGAAUGCUUUGAGUGGGGAAGUCAUUCAACAACAGUGUCCAUCUUCAGCGGCAUUAAAAAACCCCUGCAGGGGGAAAAAAUUUGGAAUGCUCGUUGUGAGGCCCCUGGUUCACUCUUGGACAAGAC
Molecule: messenger RNA, 2372 nt
Organism: Sphaerodactylus townsendi
Lineage: Eukaryota; Metazoa; Chordata; Lepidosauria; Squamata; Sphaerodactylidae
Product: oocyte zinc finger protein XlCOF6-like
Exons: 8
Coding region: 1-2238 (745 amino acids)
Source: RefSeq, a predicted model, not a curated record